Messenger RNA from Lactuca sativa (garden lettuce), 1021 nucleotides. RefSeq lists its product as uncharacterized. Lineage: Eukaryota; Viridiplantae; Streptophyta; Magnoliopsida; Asterales; Asteraceae. The record is from RefSeq and is a predicted model, not a curated record.
CGAUGUUUUAUUUUUUUAUCAAACCAGAAACCCUUUCAAAUAUAUGUUCUUCCAUUUUCUCCUCUCCGCCCCUCAAAACCUCUGUCAACGCACACAAAAACACUAAAUUUACAUGCAUUCAGAAACCCUAAUUCCCGAUUCGACUCCUACCACCACCAAUGAUCAUGAUCAUGAACAUGAUCACGAAAGCAACAGCAACAGCAACAUCGACGUUCUAAAUUCAUAUUCCACCGCCGACGAUCAUCCCGAAUACAACGACGAUGAAAACUCCCAAAUUCACGAUGAGUUUGACCAUGAAGAUGAAGAAAACGAGAUCGCCUUAGAUACUGAACCAGACGCCGGGGGUGGUUACGAUAACAACCCGCCGGACUCAUUCUGGGUUAGCAACAACAAAGUAACAGACUGGUUGGACAACCACACGUACAUCGAACGCAAAGCUUCGGUGAAACUGGUGCAGGCUGCAAGAAAAUUCGAUCAGACUAAAACUCGGUCUAAUCAGCGAUCCGUUUCCUUUAACCAGAAACCUCAGGCAACCAUCAUCGGGUUCCGGCAAAAACCGCCGUCGCAUAACGCCGAUGGGAAAGCCAAACAGAACGAUCGGCAGGACAACCCUCGGUUUUCUAAGAACCGGUCGUUGCCGGGGAAAAGCUUUUUUCAGCAGGUGGCUGAACCGAGGUCUCCGAGGGUGUCUUGUAUUGGUCGGGUCGGUUCAAUGAGAGGUCGUGCUAGGAGGACCGGGUUUUGGAAGACUGUGAAGACGGCUUUCUUGAGCAAGGUCCGGUCGAAUAAGCUCUCGAGAAAAGAUCUUUGAUGCCGACGUCGGCCGGCGGAGUUGGUGGCUUGACGCCGGCGAAUGAGUAAGAGCUGUUAAGCCGCCAACGAUCGAGAUUAGCGAUAAGACCACGUUUUGUUUUUUUGAAUUUUUUGCUAUUUAUGUUUUUUUAUUAAUUUUUUUUAUUUUAUUUUUUAUGUACAUGUAAUGUGAUAUAUUCUCUGAGUUGAAUUUGUUUUGGUGUGUUCA